ACCCUGAAGAUGCCCAGUUGGUGCGCUUUUUUCCUUCUUUGGAGCAUAAUGAGCUGCGUGGAAUCUGCUCCUUCAUCGCCAUUUGUCCAGAAAAAUAAAUACAAGAACUCAUUUCGUCUCACAAGAUCCACGCGAACCAGGGUGCAGAACCUUCUGAAGAAAUAUAAGGAGCAGCAGAUGGGAAACAUACAUUUUGAGGACCGAAGCCACCGCUUGAGAGAUCUGCCUUUGCUUUCCACCGACUUCAACAACUGGCUCCAGCUGUCGGACUGGGACCGUCUAGAUGGGGCGUUCAGGGACAUCCAGUCCUACUGGAGCAUGCUGGAGAGGAAGAGGAAGCAGCUGGAGAAGGAGCAGAACACGCAAAGGACGGCAGCCAGUUUGCUUCAGAGCAUCAAACACAUUCAGCUAGACUUACGGGACCUGAUGAACCAAGUCAGCAGUCAGAUGAGAGUCGUAAGGAGUUCCUGGGUCAGACCGACACCUACUGCAACGCUCCAGAACCGACAGAGGAUCCCCAGAACCGUGUGGGAAAGCAGAGUGGAGGGCUACAUCAUUCUUAGGGACCUAGACCUUUACCUCACCAAACUAGCAAGGGACUUUCUUCUGCUGGCCUCCAAGUCACACUUGUGACACAAAAGACUGCUUAGACAGAAGACUUAGGACAAAAACUGAAUCAUCAGCCCACAGCUAUGGGAUUAACAGCUGUAUAACGUUAAUCUGAACAUUGGAUUACUUUUUUUUCCAGUGAUGUACUUCUGAAUAUCCCAGGGCUUUUUGGGGGUAUUUCCCAAAGUUUCUAUCUUUCCUCUAAUUGGAUGUUAGACACAUGUCUCCAGCAGACGUCCCAACAUCCUGUUUUUCCACCACCGCCUCAAUCUUCAGGACUUUCCAAAGAAUUAUUUGCUAUUUAUUACUAUAUUUAUUAAUGUGCUAUUUAUUUUUAAAGUGGUUUAUUUGAACAUUUCAUGAGUAGAGAAAUAGUGUUUUACAGAGAGUAUUUUAUACCGAACAGUGUUACCGAAGAGUUUCAAUAAAUGAACUGAGAAAAACAGCGAAGACUUCAUGUUUCUAAUACUUAAAUAGUUAAUAGUUGUUGCUGUAAAUCAAUGUAUAAAAGAAGACAUGUUUCAUACUCCAAACCAACAGCUAUGAAAGGUUUGGAGUCAUAGUCCUUCAGUCUUGAUUAUAGCGUCUGAUCUGACAUUUGAGUAAAGGGUAAUUUCACUACUUUAAAAAAAAAAUCUAGACGAAAGUAGCUCAGCUCAAGUUCAAGAUCUAAAAACAAUUAAAAUGGUCAAAACUCGGUUCAAUUAUUACACAUAAGGUUCUGAAUUGAGACACUUGUAUUUGUGUAAACAGAAAAAAAGAUCAUUUAAAUUAUUUAUGGAUGCAACAAAGCAUUGGCAAGUUACCGGUACCAAGAUAUUGAUUUUUAAAGAAAUGCUCCUGCAUUUUAAUGGUUAUAAUGAGAGAAAAUUAUCAAAGUUUUAUUGAGCAUUUUGAAGCGUUGACCCUCCCUUCCCACACGUCCUUCUUGAUUACAAGAAAGACAAAUUUGGCUGCAUGAAAGUCAUUCUGGUUUUUAAAAACAAAGAUAAAUGCAAUAUAUUGUGAAAACUAAUAUAAAAAAAACCCAGCAGUGUGGAUGCAAUGC
Molecule: messenger RNA, 1657 nt
Organism: Gambusia affinis (western mosquitofish)
Lineage: Eukaryota; Metazoa; Chordata; Actinopteri; Cyprinodontiformes; Poeciliidae
Exons: 5
Coding region: 10-633 (207 amino acids)
Source: RefSeq, a predicted model, not a curated record